Molecule: messenger RNA, 1569 nt
Organism: Arachis duranensis
Lineage: Eukaryota; Viridiplantae; Streptophyta; Magnoliopsida; Fabales; Fabaceae
Product: transcription elongation factor TFIIS
Exons: 3
Coding region: 177-1250 (357 amino acids)
Biological process (GO): transcription elongation by RNA polymerase II; DNA-templated transcription
Cellular component (GO): nucleus
Molecular function (GO): nucleic acid binding; zinc ion binding
Source: RefSeq, a predicted model, not a curated record
AGCAGCUAGUUUGUAUCAUUAUAUAUGUGACCCUUGGCCAAGUGUUUCGUUCUUUUCCUCCUUUCAACUGCCAAAAUAUUAUAACAGCAGCAGCAGCCGCGCCACCAACACAACCGUUCUUCUUCUCGUUUACGGGGGUUGAGGGAGGAACCCUAAUUUGGAUUGAAUUAGGUGUUAUGGAGAAGGAGCUAAUCGAGCUCUACGAUGCAGCCAAGAAGGCCGCCGAUGCCGCCAGCUGCGAAGACGCCGGCCCUCACGAAGAGUCCCGAUGUAUCGAUGCCCUCAAUCAGCUCAAGAAAUUCCCCGUCAAUUACAAGAUUCUCGUCAGCACCCAGGUUGGCAAACAUCUUAAACAUAUCACAAAGCAUCCAAGGCAGAAAAUUCGGGCAUUUGCUCAUGACCUAAUUGAGAUAUGGAAAGACAUAAUAUUAACCGAAACAGGCAGAAUAAAGAAUGGGGGCUCUGAUAACAAAGACUCGGCAAAUGGUGAUAGAGCUAAAUCUGGAAAAAUGCAGAAGAGUCCUUCUGUGAAGGUUGAGAAGGUUGAAAAUGGUACAUCAAGGCCAAUCUCAGCAAAGGUACACCAUGUGGAUGGCAAAAUUGAAAAAAAUAAUGGUGCUGCAAAUGUCAAGGUGGAAAAGAUAGUCAAGGAAGAGAUGCAAGUUUCUGGAACAAAGAAAAUGUCAACAAGCUCACCUGUUACCCCAAAGCUGAAGACUAUGAUUAAAUCUAAUGAUGCGAUGAGAGACAAAAUACGGGAUCUUCUCCAUGAGGCUUUAUCCAAGGUUUCAGGAGAGGCUGAGGAGGAUAUGGUGGAUGAAGUAAAUGCCUGUGAUCCUAUUCGUGUUGCUGUGAAAGUCGAGUCUGUGCUCUUUGAAAAGUGGGGCCCUUCAAAUGGUGCGCAAAAGGUCAAGUAUAGGUCCCUGAUGUUUAACUUGAAGGAUCAAAACAACCCAGAUUUUCGGAGAAAAGUUCUACUCGGCUAUAUUGAGCCAGAACGGUUAAUCAAUAUGAGCACGGCUGACAUGGCUAGUGAGCAGAGGAAGAAAGAGAACGAGAAGAUCUAUGAGAAGGCAUUGUUUGAAUGUGAACGUGGAGGUCCACCAAAAGCUACGACAGAUCAAUUCAAGUGUGGGAGAUGUGGUCAAAGGAAAUGCACCUAUUACCAAAUGCAGACUCGUAGUGCUGAUGAACCUAUGACAACUUAUGUCACUUGUACUGUCUGCAGCAACCGUUGGAAGUUCUGUUAAUGUGUAGUGCUGACCAAUGAGUAUCUCCAGGGUGAGGUUCUCAUUUGUUCCUAAUGCCCUAAUGGUGAUGGCAUGAACCUGCUGAGUGUCACUAUGGUUCCGCACCGCAGCCAUGCCAUGAUUUUCUUUUCAGAAGUGUUACGAGUAGAUUUUUCACCCCUUCUUUUAGGCAGAAAUGUACUUUUUAUUCUUUUCACGUUUCAAUUUAUUUGUAAUUUGUUGUAAGUUUAAACAUAAGUUGCUAUCUUGUGAUAUCGAACUAAUGACUUUACCAGGUGAGAAAUUUUGCUUUCUUCAUAAAGCAAUUUUAUUUUGUUUU